AGCAUGUAGUUGAAAGAGCAGCUGCUACUCACUGUGAACGCCCUAAAGUACUGUUCACAGUAGUCUCGAUCAACCAUUGGAGGGGGAGAAAAAUUUUACUCUUUUCAAUUAGCAAAUAGUAGGUCCUACUGAUCACUAUGCAUUGCUUGAAAGCUCUGAGGACAGCCAACCCAGGAGCCUUGCGGCUAUUUAAGAAUGCAGGCAUCACAAACAGAGUUGGAGCUGACAGCAGUGUUCUGUCCAGGACGCAGCAAGCCGUUUUUCUGCCCUGCCGGCUCACAACACCACCUCAUACCCACAGAGCCCUUCUUCAUUACCAGACCGGUCCUGAUGUGGAGCAAGGACGUGGCAAGUUGAUGUCUAGUAUGGAAGACUUACUUUUCUACACAAUCACCGACGGCAGAGAGAUGAUCCCCAUGUCACAGUUCAUAUCAGCUUUGAGAAAAACAGGUCUGUGGACUUCUGACCCCCGGCUGCGUGACUGCAUGCGUCAGAUUCGCCAAUUCACACUUGACUCACUGGGGCCUGUCAUGAUGGACAAAACGCUCUUUAGAAGGUGUGUAGGUAACAACAUCAUGCUGCUGACAAAGGCCUUCCGAAAAAUGUUCAUCAUCCCAGACUUUCAAGCGUUCACUCAGAAAAUUAAAGUCAUAUAUGACAGCGCACAACAGCAAGAUGGGGGACAAGUAGCUGAUUACAUUCCUCAACUUGCAAAAUUCAGCUCUGACAUUUGGGGAGUAUCUCUGUGUACCGUUGAUGGACAAAGGCACUCAAUGGGUGACACCAAGGUUCCCUUCUGUCUGCAGUCGUGUGUCAAGCCACUGGAGUACGCCAUCGCUGUGCAUGAACUCGGCAGCGAACACGUCCACCAGUUUGUGGGCAAAGAGCCUAGUGGAUUCAGGUUCAACAACCUAUCGCUGAAUGAGGAGGAUAAACCACACAAUCCAAUGGUGAAUGCUGGAGCUAUCGUGAUCAGUUCAUUAAUAAAGCCUGACUCCAAAAAAGCAGAGAGGUUCGAUUACGUAAUGGACUUUUUGAAGCGUACAGCGGGAGCAGAGUAUGUUGGCUUCAGCAAUGCAACGUUCCAGUCCGAGAGGGAGACAGGUGAUCGGAACUAUGCAAUUGGUUAUUACCUCAAGGAAAAAAAGUGCUUCCCCAAGAACGCUGACAUGAGUGAUGCCCUUGACUUCUACUUUCAGCUGUGCGCCAUCGAGAUGACGUGUGAGUCGGGCAGCGUCAUGGCGGCCACGCUGGCCAACGGAGGCAUUUGUCCAAUCACCGGCGAGCGUGUGCUGAGCACAGAGGCCGUUCGGAACACGCUGAGUCUCAUGCAUUCCUGCGGGAUGUACGACUUCUCUGGACAGUUCGCCUUCCAUGUGGGCUUGCCCGCCAAAUCUGGGGUUUCCGGUGCCGUUCUCCUGGUGGUCCCCAAUGUCAUGGGCAUGGUGUGUUGGUCUCCCUCUUUGGAUCGCCUGGGGAACAGCGUGCGCGGCAUUCACUUCUGCCAGGAGCUGGUGUCUCAUUUUAACUUCCACAAUUACGACAACCUGAGACAUUUCACCAAGAAGCACGACCCCAGAAGAAGCUUAGAUGACGAGCCGAACAAAGCAGUUGUAAACUUGAUGUUUGCGGCCUACAGCGGUGACGUCUCUGCUCUGAGGAGGUUUGCUCUUUCUACGUUGAACAUGGACCAGCGAGACUACGACUCUCGUACAGCCCUCCACAUCGCUGCAGCAGAAGGUCAUGUAGAAGCUGUCAUCUUCCUCACUGAUGAAUGUAAAGUGGAUCCUUACAUCAAAGACAGAUGGGGCAACACUCCCCUGGAUGACGCCAGGCAGUUUGACCAUCACGUCAUCGCCACCAUUCUGCAGCAGUACCAGCUUGCGUACACUAAUGGCGAGUCAUCGAGCUUCAAAGAGGAGCAGAAGACCACCAUGGACACGCUGGAGAGCAUCAAUUGAGGGAUCGAGCGAGGCUCAAUUAAUAUGGCACUUGAAAUGAAACAGGGUGACUCAGACAAGUGAGUAAUGAAGGAUUUUAGAUGUAGUUCGGGCAAUUUAUGCACGCUCACUUGUCAAAAUCUUAGGCACGCUAGCGCAAUCUAUUGAGACACAAUAACAGAUCUGCGGCAGCACGGGGAAGUUGUGGUUAGCACCGGCUCACAGUCAGGAGAUUCAGGUUCCAGUGUUUUUGGGAACAUCUCUUUAAUGGCAUAUUCGUGUGCUCCAAGUGAGCUCUGCAAAUCCUCAAAACAAGCGUCCUUUUUUUUUUUUAAUUGAAGACUGCGUGAAUAUGGCUGGGAAUGGUUAUCCAGUCCCCUCCAAAA
This is a messenger RNA of Hippocampus comes (tiger tail seahorse), 2326 nucleotides long. Its product is annotated as glutaminase kidney isoform, mitochondrial-like. The transcript has 18 exons. Gene Ontology annotation, molecular function: glutaminase activity; protein binding. The coding region runs from base 138 to 1961 and encodes 607 amino acids. NCBI's taxonomy places the organism in Eukaryota, Metazoa, Chordata, Actinopteri, Syngnathiformes, Syngnathidae. The record is from RefSeq and is a predicted model, not a curated record. Gene Ontology annotation, biological process: L-glutamine catabolic process.